AGGUCGCCGCUCUCUCUCUACGGCAUAUCUUUCGUUCAUUAUCCUUCUUUCUACACCUUUCGCUUUUUCGAAAAGAGCGCUGGCUUCUAUAGGGUUCACUAUUGUAUACAGACCCACUUCCAACACCUUCAACUACUCCUCGGAGGCUUCGCACCUAGUCUCUUUCGAAGAUGCGCUCUCUCAUCCUCAUGGCCAUCGUGGCCAUAUUUACCUUCGUUUCCGCAAUUCCUAUCACACCUUCGGCACCGCGACUUCAAAAACGAGUUGAGCAGUUUCGAUUAGAAGGACUGAAAGAGUUCGAAAUUGCUGAACGCUUAUCAAGCUCAACAACAGCUUCCGAACUCGAACCAUUCCUCGCUCACCUGAAGAAAAACCUGCUCUUCCAUACUCAUUUAGCAGACGAUGAGAACGACGUUUCUGGCGACAUCGCCCCUGGCUCUUUAGAAGCCCCGCAGAUCCUCCCUAGCGCCCCGGUAUCCGAAGAAUGGCCCUGGCUCCAGAGUCUCUGUGCUUUCUUCCACGGCAGGGAAAGCAGCUUCGGCUAUGAAGGAAAAGAGCUUGAACUGCGUCGACCGACGGGCAUGCGCCACUGGAAACAGAGUUUCGGGGGAUUCAGGCGAUAAACGAUCGAAAUUCUUGCCCUUUUUAUGCAUAACGAGUAAAUGUUACAAUCUGUGGACGGAGUUUAGCAUCUUUCUUUGGCAGGUUCUAAGCAA
Molecule: messenger RNA, 716 nt
Organism: Cucurbitaria berberidis CBS 394.84
Lineage: Eukaryota; Fungi; Ascomycota; Dothideomycetes; Pleosporales; Cucurbitariaceae
Exons: 2
Coding region: 171-623 (150 amino acids)
Source: RefSeq, a predicted model, not a curated record